GCAGACUUGCGUGAAAUGGCAACACUGUAGUUAUUUAAGAAUGGCCGACAUCACCCUGAUUAGAUUCGUAUUCGCAAUUGGUGUUUCUUUUUAGUCCGGCACGUAGCGCGAUCAAAGCAACGUGCAGCCAUCGAGGGCUACCAGCAAUUAAGGGCAACUUUAGCUUCCCGAGUGCCCGGUGGAGCAGUCGGCCGAUCACACGAAUUCGUUCGCACGUUUUGCAUCGCGGCCAUCGCAUCCAUUCUAAUCAGGGGAAGAGGCAUUCGUUCUGCGAAUCGGGAUGCUCGAUAAAUGAUAAUAAUUCCUUAGAAUGGCAGAACCAUGUCCACCUAAUAAUGAGGAACUUGUGAAUACUCUAGAUACUAAUAGUUCAGAUAACAAACAAGACUGUACAAGCCCUAGUCCAACAGAAAGUAGUACUUCACACAAUAUACAGCCCUUGUGUGAGGACUUAGAACAUUUAGGCCAGCUUGAAUUGAAUUGUGAAGGCGACACAAAUAAGUCAUCAUUUCUCAGUAAUUUAGGUUUAGGUGAAAGUGAUGAAAAUGUGCCGCCGGACGAGAUGUGGCAUGAAUGUUCGGAGAACCACAUUGACGAACAGCCGGAGGAUUUUGAGGUAGCAACAGAGGCGACGGAGGAUCUUCGGGAACUUCCGCUAGUAUGUAGUGAUCCUGUAACACCACGUCGUAAAUCUUCAUUACAAAAUCAAAAUGAUAGAUACUUGAGAAAACGCAAGCUAGAUGGACAUAAUGGUUAUUCAAGUGGUGCAAGUCCCUCAGAAAAAUUAAAGCAGCGCGGUAUUAAAGACACUACAUCUCCAAAUAUCACCGAAUGGUUACAACAAUUUCAGCAAUGGUCACAUGCGGAGCGAAUCACCGCCAUCAAUGGACUCAUCGCGACCUGCGAACCGACGCAGGUGCGACACAUGAUGCAGGUGAUAGAACCACAGUUCCAACGUGAUUUCAUCUCGUUACUGCCGCACGAAUUGGCAUUAGCAGUGCUGAAAUUCCUCGAGCCGCAAGAUCUUCUGAGAGCGGCGCAAACGUGUCAAAGUUGGAAAUCUUUGGCUAACGAUGAUCUCCUCUGGAAGGCAAAGUGUAAACGAGUUGGUAUUAUUAAACUUGAUGAUAUUCCGACGAGACGGCGCGGGUCACGUCCUUCUAGUUGCCAAAGUUCACAAUGGAAGGCUGCAUACAUGCGUCAGCAUGCGAUAGAAAUGAAUUGGCGCACAAAGCCAAUUCGAACACCAAAAAUGCUGCGAGGUCAUGACGAUCAUGUGAUUACAUGUUUGCAAUUUUGCGGCAAUCGCAUUGUAAGCGGUUCCGAUGACAAUACGCUUAGGGUUUGGUCAGCCACCACUGGAAUGUGUUUACGUAGAUUAGUCGGACAUACCGGUGGUGUAUGGUCGUCGCAAAUGUCCGGCCGGACGAUAAUCAGCGGCAGCACCGAUCGCACUCUGAAGGUUUGGGACGCAGAAACCGGUGCCUGCAUUCACACGCUCCAAGGACACACAUCCACGGUGCGGUGCAUGCAUUUACAUGGUCACAAAGUUGUAAGUGGAUCAAGAGAUGCCAGUUUAAGAGUGUGGGACAUUGAAACCGGCGAAUGCCUUAACGUCCUCGUCGGUCACUUGGCGGCGGUGCGAUGUGUUCAGUACGAUGGCAAACUUGUCGUCUCCGGCGCGUACGACUACACGGUCCGGGUGUGGGAUCCGGAUCGUGAGGAGUGUUUGCACACACUACAGGGUCACACAAAUAGAGUAUAUUCUUUACAGUUUGAUGGUGUUCACGUCGUGAGUGGUUCGCUGGACACAAGCAUACGAGUAUGGGAAGUGGAAACCGGUACGUGCAAACACACACUCAUGGGUCAUCAGUCGCUGACUUCCGGAAUGGAGUUGAGGAAUAACAUUCUCGUCUCCGGCAACGCUGACUCCACCGUUAAAGUGUGGGACAUUUUAACUGGUCAAUGUCUUUCGACUUUAUCAGGUCAUUUCAAACACCAAUCAGCCGUAACUUGCCUUCAAUUCAAUACUCGUUUUGUGAUAACAUCGUCCGACGACGGCACCGUGAAGCUGUGGGACGUGCGCACCGGCGAAUUUAUUCGCAAUCUGGUUGCGCUCGACAGCGGCGGCUCCGGCGGUGUCGUUUGGCGUAUCCGCGCCAACGAGACGAAGCUGGUGUGCGCGGUGGGCAGUCGCAACGGCACCGAGGAGACCAAGCUGCUUGUGCUCGACUUUGACGUAGAUUCUAGCAAUUCAAAUGCGCUGAUAGCUAGGUAAUACCAUUCAAUUCUGAUGAUGUGCGGACAAGCGAGAAAGACUUACACGCGCUUAACUAGCAAACAAAUUACUACUGAUCCAAAUCGCCAACAAAUCGUAAUCGUAUGUUUAAUGAAAGGAGAAAACUGUAUUGCCUUUUCGUGUCCCGUACUUAUGCAUUCGUAACGCGUUCACUUGUGCCGACUCGCAUUCGUUUGUGUUUAUUUAGCUCCAUGUUGUUUUUUUCGAUUCGUUUUUUUUUGGUUUUGUUGCCGUUCAAUGAAGCUACAGGUGAGACAUACAGAAAUGUGUAUAUUGCAGUAUUUUUCUAACGCCUAGCAAAAUGAUUUCAAAGCAUCACAAUCAAAUAGUUGUUGUUACGAGGAGAUUUAUAUUGCUGCAGGCUGUGGUUCAUUUAAUAUUGUUUGAUUUUGUACCAAAAUUGAUAGAAAUUGUGUUUUAAGGUGUUCAGUAAUUUAAGAGGACGCUACUGGCGAUUUUUCAAAUCAUUUCAGUUACAACAAUUUGUAAAUAACGUGUUGAGCUUCUUAUUUAUAAUAUUUAUAAUUGGUUGAUAAUUUUUGUUAUAACAAGCGACGCGUAAUUUGUCUCCCAACAGAACGAUACGAGUUGAAAGUCAUCAAAGUCAUUGAAAAAAUGGUCUUGCAAGUAAACCGUUCCUAAAAUGCAAGCGCGAUGCGUCUUUUUUGUUCAGAAUACUUGCAGAGGAACCACUAUGAUUAAUUAACUUACUUCAACAUUCAUUAGAGACUGAUAAUUAUUAGGUAAUAUUAAAUUGUACGGCGCUGCCCAUUCUGACUACUCGAACAGCAUUCGUACGUCUUAUAUAUUUUUAUAAAAAAAAAAUGGGAACGAAGCAUAAAAAGAAAACGUUUUACCAAGUUUUUAUUUUUGGUUCUUCAAUUCUCAUUUGUUUUGGAAAAUUCGAUAUGAUAGGUGUAUGUUUCGUUAUGUCUGAUGUUUCCUUAAUUAUGUAGAUAUUUAAACGUGAAUUGUUUUUAACUAUGUAAAUGAUGGACUAUUAUUAUUAUCUAUUAUUGUUUUAUACUACAGAUCCAUGCAACGCGAAAACCAGCCCGAAUCUGAAACUGUAUAAACAUGAUUUUAACAUUCGUGAGUUUUGUUUAAGUUGCGCGAUGGAGAUUGAACGAUGCCGAUCUCCGCGUGUCACGUUGAAGAUCUUCGUAAACAGACCUAGUAUGUGGACAUGUUGUUAAAUGCUCAACUUUUGUGUCGUCAAUAUGUAAUAUGUUGUUAAGUACAACUAUUAUUUUACUAUAAACGAAUAAUAAAUUGUUAUAAAAUUGAAGUAAA
Molecule: messenger RNA, 3592 nt
Organism: Dalotia coriaria
Lineage: Eukaryota; Metazoa; Arthropoda; Insecta; Coleoptera; Staphylinidae
Gene: ago
Product: F-box and WD-40 domain protein 7
Exons: 12
Coding region: 311-2278 (655 amino acids)
Molecular function (GO): protein binding
Source: RefSeq, a predicted model, not a curated record